This is a messenger RNA of Protopolystoma xenopodis, 279 nucleotides long. The record is from the annotation of a GenBank genome assembly. Lineage: Eukaryota; Metazoa; Platyhelminthes; Monogenea; Polystomatidea; Polystomatidae.
UAUGCGGUCAGUGUGAUUUGGGAACUCAAUGCAGAGACCCAUCAAGUAAUCAGUGUUUGGUAUGGACGAACAAUAAUUCGUUCCCAGUACAAGCUCGCUUACGAGACAGCUCAGCAAAUUUACGAUCUGGCUUCGCAAGACACCGAUAUGUCUGGAGCACAAAUAUUGCAGGCACUCGGUGGAAUGGAGGCCGUUGCAAAGACAAUUCCAGAAUUAGCCAAUUCUACACAGCUGAGAAACGUUCAUGACAAUAUAGCUGUUCUCCCUCCGCCAUUCUGA